AUGUCUGAAAGUGAUGAACCAAAUCUAACACAUGACAUCGAUUGGCCUAUGCUCGAUAAAGCUCGAUUUAUUCCAUUAAAUCUUCUAUCAACAUUUAUUGUUCGUUCAUUUUUAUAUCCAGUUACACUUGUUCGCACUCGUCUACAAGUUCAAGUAAAAUCAUCUAUAUAUAGAGGUACAUGGCACGCAUUACGCACAACAGUUCGCUAUGAAGGCUAUCGUGCAUUAUAUAAGGGUUUUCUUGUUUAUAAUUGUCAAUUAGUACCUGGUUUAAUUUAUAUAACAACAUUUGAAGCAACACGUGCUCGUGCUAAUAUUUUAACUAAAAAUGAAUAUUUACGUGCUGGUGUCGGUGGUACUAUAGGUUCAUUAUGUUCACAAAUACUUGCAUAUAGUAUAUCAUCAAAAUCGGAUUCAAAAUUUUCAAAUAAAUCAUCAUCAAAUUCUCUUCAUCAUCGACACAUUCCUCGUAUACAUGUACCUACAGAAAUGCGUACUAAUAAUUAUUUAAUAUUUAAACAUAUAUGUACAGCAUUAUUAUAUGAAAAACAUACAGAUAAAAAUAUGCAAUCAGGAAUUACUUUAAAAGGUUUUUAUCGUGGUUAUUUAAUAUCAACAUUUCUAUUUAGUUUAACAAGUGCGAUUUGGUGGCCAUCAUAUUAUUAUUAUCAAAGACAAAUGUUUAGAAUUGAAGAAAUAUUUUCAAAUCAUAUUUCAUUACCAUUAAUUGUUAUUCAAUGUAUUGCUGGUCCUUUAUCAUCGCUUACAUCCACUAUGCUUACAAAUCCACUUGAUGUAUGUCGUACUCGUAUACAAGUUGAACAACAACGAAGACGAAUAACACAAAUUAUGUGUGAAUUAUGGCAAGAAGAACGUUUUCAUAUAUUUACAAAAGGUUUAACAGCUCGUUUAUCACAUUCCUGUAUUUAUUCAUUAUUGAUUAUAUUUGCAUAUGAAACUGUUAAACGAGUUUCAUUAAAACAAGAAUAUCAAGGACAUUGUUUUGAUAAUGAUUUAGUUCAUUGUAUUUUUCUUUCUUUUGGGUAA
Molecule: messenger RNA, 1047 nt
Organism: Rotaria sordida
Lineage: Eukaryota; Metazoa; Rotifera; Eurotatoria; Philodinida; Philodinidae
Source: the annotation of a GenBank genome assembly